Melanaphis sacchari is the source of this 1070-nucleotide messenger RNA. RefSeq names its product alpha-tubulin N-acetyltransferase 1-like. The transcript is spliced from 9 exons. The record is from RefSeq and is a predicted model, not a curated record. Gene Ontology annotation, molecular function: tubulin N-acetyltransferase activity. Bases 160 to 1023 code for a protein of 287 amino acids. Gene Ontology annotation, cellular component: microtubule. Gene Ontology annotation, biological process: alpha-tubulin acetylation. Lineage: Eukaryota; Metazoa; Arthropoda; Insecta; Hemiptera; Aphididae.
AUUCGCGUAAUAUCUCCGCUGUUUCUACUAUACUUAUACCAUAGUUGUAUUCCACAUUAGUACGUCAACACUAUAGCAUUAUAAUUAUACCUAUCAGCGGCAGUUCGUAUUUUUUACGAUUUAUUUAAAUAAUUUAGAUUUUUCAUAAAACCAUCCGAAAUGGAAUUUAAAUUUGAUAUAAAAGAUCUAGCUGAAGAAGGAAUUGUGAAAAUUGAUCAUUCUUUAACACCACUUGGCUUCGAAGACGAUGAAAACUUACAAAAAAAAGUUGCAAUGAUUAUUGACGAAAUGGGUAAAGCAUCUGCCAGAGCACAGGAUUUAAAAAUGCCUAUAACAACAGCAGAAAAAUUAUCAAAAUCUGAUCAUAUAGUUUAUUUAUUGUCAGAACAAACAAAUGAAGAAACAUUUGUUAUUGUUGGUAUUUUAAAAAUGGGAUGGAAAAAAUUAUAUCUUUUUGAUAAAAAGGGCUCUCGUUCUGAAGCCAUGGUGUAUUGUUUGCUUGAUUUUUACAUUCAUGAAACUAGACAACGUCAAGGUUAUGGGAAUAAACUAUUUGAACACAUGUUAAAGGAUAAUGAGUUAGAAGCAAAACAAUUAGCUAUAGAUAAACCAUCAAAAAAAAUGUUGCAAUUCAUGCAAAAACAUUAUUCACUCAAAAAGUUAGUAGAUCAAGGAAAUAAUUUUGUUAUAUUUGAAGAGUUUUUUGAUACUCCAGGAUUAACACAACUAAAAGAUAAAUUUGAUAGUACAAAUGGAUACAGAAACAAACCUAUAUAUGGACGUCAUGCUGCUAAUAAACACAAUGACUCCAUGUCUGAUAUAUUACAUGGGGCUGGUAGUGCAACUAGAUUGAAUGACAAAUACGUUGCUAAUGCAGACAUCAUCAAUAAUAAAUUCAAGGAUAACAAACCAAACCUUGUCACAGUUCUUCCUUCAGAAAAAAAUGUAAAUGACACAAUUAAUGGGAAAAAAGGUGCUCCGCCUAAAUUGGAUCUUAAAUUUUAUCAUUCACAUUUGUGGUAAAACGCUUUUAUAAAUAUCAGAUAUUUUAUCAACAAUUGCAUUUUUAA